Molecule: messenger RNA, 1067 nt
Organism: Chaetomium fimeti
Lineage: Eukaryota; Fungi; Ascomycota; Sordariomycetes; Sordariales; Chaetomiaceae
Exons: 1
Coding region: 127-744 (205 amino acids)
Source: RefSeq, a predicted model, not a curated record
AACAACAACACAGCAGAGCCACGACUUGCGUGGGCUAUCUGAUAAUCUAGGGCAAAUAUCUGUGUGCCAUCCACCGUUUCUAAGCCGUUCUCGAGCACAAUUCAGCGCAUUUCUUUAUUUUCGACAAUGACCUCAUCCGAGGUCUACCCAGGCUACCCCUCUGUUGACCACAUCAUUGCGGCCGCCAAAGCUGUCGCUCACGCUUUGAAAGAUGGUAGCGUGAAAUAUGCCAUUGUAGGCGGUGCUGCUUGUCUUCUCCUCGGUUCAGACCGGGCCACGAGCGACGUCGACUUCGUCGUGCCCAAAGGCAGCAUUAGAGACGCCCGCCUGCUCUUGAAAGCUCAAAGCGACCACUUUUCCGUCGAGGCUCGAACCAACCACACCGUUUAUCUCAGCGAUCCAACCAUCGAAAUCCAGAUCAUUUCCCCGCCAGCCCUGUUCAAGGAGCCGUUUGAUGAAUCCACCGAGACAAUCGAGAUACUGGGUGGAAUCCACGUCCUGAAGCCGACCCUGAUACUGAAUGCCAAAUGCCGCUCGAUUCUUGGCCGUGCAGGAGAAGAUAAGAAGAUGUCGGACAGUCAAGACAUCAAAUUCCUUCUCCAUUGGUGCGCCGAGAAUGGCCUAGAUCCGAGGACAGAAGCCCCCAACGCAACAACCGAGUUUGUGGAUGCCUUCAUUGCCAUGUACGGCGGCGCAGAACUGUGGCGCAGGGUUGGGUACACCGCGGGGAGCCAAGCAGCGUAAAAGGCAACUGGGAUGACCGUGCCAGCAACACGGGCUCAUUUUCCUUCUAAAGCCUAUCAACAAGAGUGACAGCCCGCUGCCUUUCGUCAACCGGAAUGUGGAACAUUGGGAGUGCCCCAUGCGCUUGGCUAUGGGAGGAAGGCUGUAGGUUCAAACCAGAUCGGGCCAUCGGAAAGCCAAAGUGUGGAACUUGGACUUGUUCUCUGUCUGAAACCUAUCUCCAGCUCAGUCACUGGUAGUUUGCGGAUUGUCAACAAUGGUGCGGAACUCCGGAAAUCGUGCUGCAUGCUUCUUUCCAGUCACCAACAAAUUAUGCCGUACCC